Aspergillus fumigatus Af293 is the source of this 426-nucleotide messenger RNA. The record is from RefSeq and is a predicted model, not a curated record. NCBI's taxonomy places the organism in Eukaryota, Fungi, Ascomycota, Eurotiomycetes, Eurotiales, Aspergillaceae.
AUGCUCCGUGUUCGUCCCGUUCAGAACCUUCAGGCGUACCCUAUCCAAGUCCGCAAUCUUCGACGAGCAUACAUGGGCGACUCCAAGACUCCACACUCAACCGAAGCAACAAUGGCAGCCGCCCCCAGAAGGCAGCCCCUGUUUCGUCGAGAUACCGGCUCAGAACGUGGAGAAGCUCAAAGACUUGCUGGGGCGAUCGUUAAAAUGGCUGGGGAUGGGUUAGGCGCCGCGGCAGAGCAGCCGGGGCCUCACGGUGCGACUGUCUAUUAUAUUGUGGAGUCUCUUGAAAUGACGGAGAAACGGGUAAACGAGCUAGGCGGAAGCGUCAUUCAGGCGAAGACGACGGAGAGUGCGUAUGGUUCGCUUAUGAAGUUCAGCGAUCCAGAGGGGAACCAAUUUGGCUGCUAUGAGGUGGUGCGCCGCUAA